GCUAAGUUGAGUGAUGAAAACAUUGUAGAAUGCAUGGCUGUCUGUCUUAUACACACCGGCACUAAUUGAGGCGCUUGAAAACCUCGGACGAUUUGUUUACAGAGGUCGAUCUAGAACCAAUUCCUUGGGUGCUAGCGUACUAUGUAUUCAGAGACUCGGGCGACUCCCGUCAUUUCACUCGCCAAUUUCGUCAGCCCUGCGGCGCGGGGCUUUUGUCUCUUCAGCCAUGCGCCGGCCCGUCCCCGACUUCCAUCCGUUACUGGUUUGACAAGAACGCCGAAUCUGUCUCGCAUGGGGGGCGUUUUGUCACACGUCUGCACAAUUCAGGAACUGGAAGGCGCUCGGUCUGGAGCAGUUCGGAGAACCGUCUUUUUACUUCUUCAGACGAAUUUCGGACUUUACCCUCGACUUGACCGCUUGUCAGCGAUUCGUGUCAAGGAGCAUCGAUCAUGUGUCGGUUUUUGGUCUACAAGGGAAGCGACGAGAUCCUGCUCUCGAAGCUUGUCCUGGACCCGGCGCACUCCAUUCUUAAGCAAUCGUUCGACUCGCGACUUCGAUUGGAUACCCGCCGUGGACAAAACAAUGCCGAUGGUUUUGGCAUUGGCUUCUACACCGACCCAAAGCUGGGUGCCGCGCCCUGCCUCUUUACCUCAACCACGCCGGCUUGGAACUGUGCGAACCUACAACGGCUGGCUUCCAAGACGGCUUCCCGCUUGAUUUUUGCCCAUGUCCGCGCAACCACCGAAGGCUCCUUGAGCGAGGACAAUUGCCAUCCUUUCUGCCACGGCAGCUUGAUGUGGAUGCAUAACGGCGGACUAGGCGGGUGGAAGCAGAUCAAGAGGAGGCUUGGCGAACGGCUGGCUGAUAAGUGGUACCUCGGCGUGGUCGGGGGCACAGACAGCGAGUGGGCCUUUGCCCUGUUCCUGGAUACGCUCGAGCGGAUGGGUCACGACCCCAGCUCCCAGCCUGAGAAUGGAUUUGGGCCGACGGUACUCCGAAAGGCGAUGCUAAAGACGAUCGCACAGAUCAACGAACUGAUCGAUAACAUCCCCGAAAGUGUUAUCCAUGCCGAGAAUGUCGACACAAGGAGUCUGUUGAACUUCGCCGUUUCUGACGGCCAUAGCAUCAUCUGCACCCGCUAUGUCAGCAGCUCGACUGAUGAGGCCGCGAGCUUGUACUACUCAUCUGGGACACUUUGGGAAACCAGGGCGCCCACACCGGGUAGUCAGGACUAUCAGAUGGAACGAAGCGAUAAGGGGGCGGAUGUGGUGCUGGUGGCAAGCGAACCCCUAACGUUCGAAAGAGAAAACUGGGUGAACGUCCCAACGAAUUCGAUCCUCACAAUCCACAAUCAGACGGUCAUGGUUCAUCCCAUCAUCGACCGGUACUACGACCGCAACCCGCAGCACCGCCGCUCUACCGCCUUUGUCUGCACCAAGGGUCUCUCGGCCAAUGAGAAGGGCACCUCCAGAGCUAGCACCCCCCUAAACCUAGCCUCCACCAUCCCACUUCCCCAGUCCCCUGAACACCAUCACCCCCUCCUUCACGAACAACCCCUUAAACGUUUCCUCGGGCCCAAUAUUCCAACACAGCCGCAUAGCCUAAGAUCCCGCUCCCUGAGCUCAGAGGGGGUCUCCUCCACGUCAACCUUGUCGACCGUCCUUCGCGCCCGGACCCCUCUGGCGCACGCAGAACCCGCACCUUCGAAUACAGCGGCACCAUCCGCGGUUGGGGGAGCUGCGUCACCACCGUCAGAUGCCAGACAUCUGACGGCUCCACCCGUGAUACGCUCCGCAUCGUCGCAGCAAGCUGUCCCCGCACAGGGUAACAUCAAGAAGAAGCGGGCGGGCGCGACGCUGACUGCGCUGGAGGCGGUUAAUACCCUCCCCUACGUGGAUACCAGCCCGGUCACGCCUGAGCCGGAGAGAACAGAGUUUGGGAACCCAAACAAGAUUGCGCGGAUGUUUCCGGAGUUGGCGUUGCAGUGAUAUUGACGGCUAUAGAACUUGCAGGGUGAAACAUGUUUGGCGUCUCGGUCUGUCGGUUGGGAAGGGAAGGGCAUGGCGAAAGGCGUGCGCGAUUGGUAUCAUUUCAGCUACGCAUCUGCGUGUGUAUGCAUGUGAUGGGCGAGAUGCGUAGCUCUCUUCAACGGGUCGGUUAGGAAUUGACGUACCGGUAACAUUUGGGAACUGGCGGUUUUAGACGUGGGAUGGACUCCAAAGGCUCGAUAUCAGGCCGUGUUAAUGAAACAAACAAUGCAAAAUAUACACGGCUAUUGCUUCGAG
This is a messenger RNA of Canariomyces notabilis, 2285 nucleotides long. Its product is annotated as N-terminal nucleophile aminohydrolase. The record is from RefSeq and is a predicted model, not a curated record. The transcript has 4 exons. Gene Ontology annotation, cellular component: cytoplasm; glutathione hydrolase complex. Gene Ontology annotation, molecular function: omega peptidase activity. The coding region runs from base 450 to 1988 and encodes 512 amino acids. Gene Ontology annotation, biological process: glutathione catabolic process. NCBI's taxonomy places the organism in Eukaryota, Fungi, Ascomycota, Sordariomycetes, Sordariales, Chaetomiaceae.